Messenger RNA from Sinocyclocheilus anshuiensis, 1248 nucleotides. Its product is annotated as histone H3-like centromeric protein A. Gene Ontology annotation, molecular function: structural constituent of chromatin; protein heterodimerization activity; DNA binding. The record is from RefSeq and is a predicted model, not a curated record. Lineage: Eukaryota; Metazoa; Chordata; Actinopteri; Cypriniformes; Cyprinidae. The transcript has 5 exons. Gene Ontology annotation, cellular component: nucleosome. The coding region runs from base 319 to 756 and encodes 145 amino acids.
CUCUUCGUGACGUCAUGCGUUAUGGGCUCCCUCAUUGGCCAGGGAACUGUUUUGGCAGCGUGCAGCACUGUUUGAAUUCGUGCGUGAUCGAAGACCUCAAAACUACGGUAUUGGUAAAUAAUGCGCUGGUUUUCUGAGUUUUGAUUGCCUGAAAGUUUUAGACCUCGCGAAAUAUAGGCCCCGGAAUAGAGAGAGAAAGUGUCUGACGUCGCGCAGUCGUUUUGCUUUCGAUUUUAAUAGUUUUGUAACGUUAUGUGAACUGGAGAACACGUUUUCCGAUAUUUAACUCUAGCGCUGUUGUUCUGAUAUUGUGUGGCCAUGCGGCGUAAUAAAUCAGCUCGCAGGCGGAAGCCGUCGACCCCCAGGCGCAGAUCUCCUCCAGAGCCGCGGCCAGCACCGUCAACCUCCAGAGCCCGGCGCACCAGCGGACCCUCCGAAGCGUCCCCACGCAAGAAACACAGGUUUCGCCCUGGCACUCGAGCUCUCAUGGAGAUACGCAGAUAUCAGAAGUCUACUGAUCUGUUGCUGCGCAAGGCCCCGUUUUCACGGCUGGUUCGAGAGGUGUGCCAGACAUUUAGUCGAGAACACAUGAUGUGGCAGGGAUAUGCUCUAAUGGCUUUACAGGAGGCUGCAGAAGCAUUCUUGGUCCGUCUGUUUUCUGAUGCUAACCUCUGUGCCAUUCAUGCAAAGAGGGUGACAUUGUUUCCACGAGACAUACAACUCGCCCGGCGAAUCAGAGGUGUUGAAAACAUGUGAAGUUGGAUAUUCUCUCUUUUUCUGUUUCUUUUUUUAAGAUUUAAAGAAUUUCUGUACAGACAGAGAUGUAUGAACACUUUCUAUAUUUGAUGGCAUGUAAUCUGUUUUCAGACCUUCAAUGAAAUGUUCAAACGGUUGCAUAUAUGCAGCCAAAGAAACCAAAUGUUCAUAUGGCAUCGUAGUGCGUUGAUGACGGUAACCAAUUUUUAAGCAUUUUUAGAAUUGUAAUAUAAAACAUUUUAUUUUGUGUUGUAAAGUUGCAAAGGUGAUGUUUGUUCUGAUGAUGUUUGCUGAUAAUAAACCAAUAUUUGCAGUAUUGCAGUUUGUGUUGGCAGCUCUUUGGCCAGUCAACAUCAGAAUGUUUAAGUGUUUUAAUCAGCUUGGUUCUUAAAUUGCAUUAGAAUGAUAAUAUACACUAUUGUCUAUGUUCUUGAUGUUUUUGAACAUGGAUUGCUAACAUCCUGUUAAACUGUGGCAAAUCCUCGCACUCCU